UUCAGUCGGUAUCGAGUCGUCUGCACGAAGAAAAGUACUAGUUGAUCAAGCGAAUUUGUGUAAACUAAUAACUAAAACGUAUAUUGACGAGUCUUAAUGGAGUUACUCGUACAUUUUUCUGAAGUUUAUGCAGCUAGAAUAAAGGGUAUUGUUCAUAUUUAAAAAUGUCGUUAGCAGAAGUGAGACAGAAUUGAGUCACCUAUUCCCAGUAUUGGGUCAAGAGAGCUUCAGAAACUUGUCAGCCUACUGAACCAUGGACGAUCCUUUGACUAAGGAAGCUUAUCAAGGCGCACUUGAGGAAAAAGUGAAUUACUCAGUAAUUUAAUGGUGAAAAUCUAGUGCUAGAAGAACAAAGGAAUUGUUAAUGCAUCGGACACCUCAACACUUUGUGAAAGUAAAACUAGAUUAGUGCUGCACCACUUCUAAUAUGAUGAAUGUGUAUGAGUUAAAAUGUUAUUGAUUGCUAUCCUCUAAAAACUCUUGUCAUUUGGAAUGAAAGCAUUGGACACUGCAGGCUUUGUGAACUUUAUCCGGUGCAAAGUGUAGUAAACAUGGAUUCUAAUUCAACCAAGCCAAAGAAGAAGCUUAGUCAAAGAGACAUCAAAGCCAGAGCAGUGACACUCCCAGCAGGUGUUGCCCCAGCAGUACUUUUGUCCCACAAAGGGGAGGUUUCUUUGGCAAGCUCCGUAGAUGUUUGCGUCUGGGAAGUAAGGGUAGUUAUGAUUUUAACCAUUCUGCAAUGGAUGCAGCAUCCCUGAAUAAUGUCUCUAGAAAUGAAAACACAGAAUCUCAUGUGCUUGACAUAGAAAAUGAAAUUGAUAGGCCAUGUGAUAAGGCCAGUCCACUUCGAGUGACUAGGCGGCAAAAACAGGACAAAGAAGAAGUAGUGUUGAUUCGCAAAGAUAAGCGAAUUUCGGGUGCUCAUCAUGUUCUGUCUCGGAGUGAAGAGGCUUUGACUGCAGUAUGUGAUGAUGUUUUCAUUGUCAAGUUUGCAGAAGACAAACCUAAUGUGGAAGGUUUGUAUGUAUCAGCAGCAACAGAGAACUGCUGUAGAGGUCCACAGAUGCAUAGUAUGAGAGAUGAUAUAUUUGAUGAACUUGAUCCUGAUUAUGAAACACUUGAUGAAGUUCGAAAGAAGGUACGUGGUCACAUGGAUCAAAAUGCUUGCUCAUCAUUACCAAGUGAGAGAAUGGAAACUAAAGAAAAAGCAACUAGACAAGGGGUGCAAAUUAAGGACAAAACUAACAGUGAUGCAAGUGGAAGAGACAGUGGACUUGGCAGUCCAUUCACAGACAGUCCUGUCUUCAAUUCUCAUUCUCAUUCACCAUUGCUCUCUGAGGCAAGUGAAUAUCUUGGAGAAGGCAUUCAGCCAUCAACUUUCAACAGUCGCUUUGCAGAAUCAAAAUCAGGGGUUGGUCAAUUCUUGAUAAAACAUUCAGGUACUGGACAACUGGACAGCUCAAAAUCUGCUUCAGAACUAGAAGAAGAUGAUUUAUAUGCUAAUUCUAAAGUAAUAAUUCGCAAAAAGUCCCAGAAACAGUCUCAGAGUGCUGUGUCUUCUUCUGAUCGACACUCAUUUGGUGGGCUUAGUGGUGGCCAGACUGGCUUAAGCAGACAGUCUCAAACUCCAGCAGAUGCACCUGCACUGGUAGAGGAUCCUGCAACUGAUUCUCUUAUUCCUCCACCUUUGCCUGAAAGAAAUUAUUCAGAAGAGGAUUUUUCCUCUAUGACUAUAUUUCAAAGCAUCAGUUGUCCGAAUGUUGCAAGUGUAUCAGCAGGAGAAGAUCAAGUCUCAGGCUCAGCUUCAUUAACAUUUAGGUCUGCAGUAAAUGUAAAUAAAAGCGAGAAAGACGCUAGACCUAGAAUUUUGGGUUCAGAAGCAUCUUGUCCAGACAGAGGCAAUUUUAAAGUAAGUGAUGCUAGUAAAUUUGUUGAUGCUCAGCCUUGCUUUUUAAACAACUCCACCAUUCUUUCUAGGCCAUCAGCAGACAGUCAUAGUUUUGAUCUUGACGCUGUCAACCCACAGAACCACUCCAGCUUAUUGCCACCAUGCAACCAAACAUCCAAAGACAACGCAGAUGCAAAAAAUGUCACUGUUGAUGAGAACUAUUUUCCUGCAAGAACUAAAGAUGAAGGUGCAGCAUUAGCUGCAUUAUCACAGCACACAGAAACUGCUGCUGCAGUGGCAGAAGGAAUGCUGCCAGGGGACAUAAUGAUUGUAAGCGCAUCUGACAGUAUGUGUGAAAUUGUGGCAGACGAUACUCAGUCAUCCGUAGAACCCAACAAGAUUGAUCACACUUUACAAAGUUUUCAGACACAUAAAGAAAAUGAUGCUUGUGGUGACUUGGAUCAAGCUGUUUUCUCAGGAACCCUCAAUGAUGUAGUGCAAAAAAUGCAUAUAGAUCAAACAACAAAGCACACACCCAUAACAACAGAUUUUUGCCCAUUUUUUGACAAAAAGAAAAACCAUCCAAAAGGUAAACAAGAUCAGGACUGUGCUUCAGACUCACCAGAAGGGAUUGCUGAUAUGGAAGGAGCUGCAGCUGUUGGGCAUGAUCCUAAAAGUGACAGCGAACAUCAGAUACCCAGCACUUUGCCAAGCAUCUCCUCACCUUGCCUUUCAGAGGUAGAUAUAGCGCAGUCUUCACUAGCCACAUCAAAGAAUGUAGACCCUUGUGACUUAGAGGUCAAAGAACCCCUUCCAGGCAUUUCCGUACAUGGUUCUUCUCAUGAACUACUUGACUGGUUGGACCAUGGAUCACAAGGACCACCUCCCCUUCCCACCCGUACUGUUACUAAAAAUUUAGAGGAUGACAGAGUGAUACGCUCAUCAAAGAAACACUCAAGUGUUGGAGCUGAUUCAAGUCAAAGGAACAUCAGAUGUACAAGUGUGGAUGGUGCUAGCUCUUCACAUCAAGACUUUUUAGAAAGCAUGAAACAGCUUAAAGAUUGUGGCUGGUACUGGGGUCCUCUGAGCUAUGAGGAGGCAGAGAGCAAGCUGGGUGACAAGCCAGAUGGUUCUUUCCUGGUGCGUGAUUCAUCCAACGAGAACUAUAUCCUUUCUCUCUCCUUCAAGUCUAUGGGUCAUGUACAUCAUACACGUAUAGAACACCACAAAGGUCUGUUCAGUUUCUGGUCCCAGCCAGACUCUCACGGGAAAGCCAAGAUAUGCCAGUUCAUCGAACAGACUGUAGAGAACUCCAAAAAUGGUCGCUUCCUGUACUUCUUACGUCCUGCUGGUCCUGGUUCUCCUCCCUUGCCCAUCCAGCUGCUGUAUCCGGUCUCAAGAUUUUGUCGAGUGCCCUCCCUUCAGCAUAUGUGUCGCUUCCUGGUACUUCGUUGGGUGAGGAGGGACCAUAUUGAUCACCUCCCCCUUCCUCAGAAAGUUAAGGCUUACUUGUUAGAAAAACAGUAUUAUGUGGAAAGCCUUGAAGAAGACUGAAGUCUGCAAACAUCCUAAUGGUGACAGUAUUAUGCAAAUAGCCUUGAAGAAGACGUGUAAACAUCCCCAAGGUGACAGAUGAUACACGGUAAUUAAUUGAACUAAAGCUAAAGUCACUUGACACCUUCAGAGGUGUAUCAUCCUCACUUCAGUUGUUAACCAGAGUUUUAGGUUUCUGUUGAAACAGAUUUCUUUUUUGUAUUUGGAAAUGUUUUAGCGCCUUCUUUCUCAAUCCUGAGGAUAUUGGUCUAAUAAUAAUACAGCACAUUCAUAUAGCACCUUCCCCCAGCACCAACCAGGCUCAAAGUGCUUCACAUGCAUACACAUAGGCACAUAUGCACCAUCUUCAUGAAAACGCAUGCAUACAGCAUUACACACACAGACACACUUGUGUGGGCUCACAUCUAGAGGGUGGAGGAAACCUGGAGAAAGCCACUUACAGUCAGACCUGUAAACAGGUAUCAAACCAGAGAGACAUAUGUCGUAGUGGAGAUACCUACCUACGACACCCAUUUCUCACUUUCAUGGUAACAGACACUUUAGGUACUGUACCAACAACCAUCCCCAGUAACCAGCAACUUUACUUGUCUCAUUCUCACAAAACUGUGGAUGCCACUUAAUUAUUUUUUGUGACUGUGAUAGGUAUAUAGGAGACCGGUGUAUAUUUAAAAAAAUUUUAAUAUUGUAUUGCUGUACAGUACCGAAGGCAGCCUCAGGUCGAGACAAAUUGGCCAAGUGCUAAUGCCUACUAUCUGGGAAAAAAUAUAGACAAAUAAGUAGAUAUGGCACUUGUGUUAGUUUGAAGCAUUGUGCAUCACAUUAGUUUGUCCUACAAGUGACUGGUGAGACAUUGAAAAGCUGGUAAAUAAUAUAUAUAUAUCAUCCAUUACUGUCAGCUGAGUAUUAUAUACAAUUAUGUUUCUUGUACUAACAUUCAGGUACACUAUAUUUUUGUGCUUGAAUAAGAAUUCUGUUUUUAAACCAGUUUGUGAUAUCUUGUGAUAGAACAAAAUGAGUGCAGUUUUCAUUAAAGACAGCCAUUACAGUAUAUUUGUUUAAUGUUCCUAAGUUUAUUUCCAAAAAACUUGUCUCUCUCUCCCCCCCUCCACCCACUUCCCCUCAAGCAUACUAAGUGGUUCACAUCUUUUGAUCAUGGUGGAGAGGCAUGUACAGGAGGCUGUGUGAAACUGGGGUUAAUUCCUUAAAAUUGUUCUGCAUACAGACAUCAGAGAAACAUUCCUGAGCAUUGGAGUGGAUCGAUUAGGGCUACAUUAGAUUUUAUUUUCCAAGACUAUUCACUUUCUCUAAAGGAAAAUAAAAGGACAUGUAUAUUGAUAUUUUAGAGCAAAGGACACCUGUGAAGCUUAUUACUUACAGUUUUAUCUCAUCAGUGUUUACCAAUAUCUAAAUUCUAAUUUUAUGCAAGUGGUCUGACAAUAGGACUAGUUAUUGUGUGAAAUCCUGCUUGAAUGAAUUUUUUUCUACCUUCCAGUUGGCUCCUUCCACUUCAUAUUGUGCUUAAGGGGAGAAUACACAUUUUUCAUUUAAAAAAAAAUAUUUUUAGGAUGUAUGUAAGCAGCAUUUGUAUCAUUUGUGGUUAUUUUAAUCUCUUUCACAAAGUUGGAAAAAAAUGCUAUGUACCUCAAGGUGGGAGUACCUUUAUGAAAAAUUUUGACCCUUUCCAUUUGAGCCAAUGAGCAGUUUCGAUUUUGUUUCUCACUUUUAUAGAGACAAAGUGGGUUUAUGCUUAACGUCCCUAUCCCCACAGACGAAAAAUUAAUCUCAAACAUAAAUGCAUAAAGACAUACAUUUGUAUUAUGGCCUAUAUCUAUCUGCAUGAAGUUUCUGUUACACUUUUCGCUUGGAAAGCCCCAGGUUUAUAUUGAUAAUUCUUCACUAUGAAUUAAAUUUCCUACUGAAGAAAAAGUGCUUAAUUGAGGAGAAAGCGUUUUGUUGUGUCAGUGAUAUUAUCUGACCAGUAAUUUUUCCUGGUUGGAUUCAUAGCAGUUAUUUGCAUUACAAUAUGUCUUUUCAAGACAUAAAAAAUCUUUUCUGUUGCGCUAAAAUUUAUCAAAGGAAAAAAAAACCAACAAACCAUGUCUACUUGUUUUGUAGUUUUUGUACCCUUUUUCUCUGCCUCCCCUUCCCUUUUUGGAUUGUGAAAUGUCCAUAAUGCACCAGUUUGUGAGGCAUUCUGAAACAUUUGCAAGUUGUAAAGUAUUACUUUGAUCACCUAUUUGAUAAUGAAUCAGUUUUCAUAAGGAAGAAGAAAGAGGAAAAAAGUCAGCAUUUUUGUAUUGAUGCAUGCCUACUACCAUGCACCCCACCUCCCCUAGCUUAUUGGCAGACUUGUUUCUUCUGUAAUCUGAGUUUACAUUGUUCUCAUCUAGUAACUCCAGUAUUAUGUUCUUUUUAAUUUUGUCAAAUUAUGGAGGUAUAAAUCAUGAAUUCAACAUCAUAAAAUACCAAAACUAUUUUUGUAAGCUUAAGUCAAUUACAUGGUAUCAUACCAUAUUUACAGACCUGCUCUUUAUCCACAGAUUAAAUGGAAUUAUUGGGUUAAGAUAUGUUACUAGUUUCAAGUAAUAAAACAUAUUGCUUUAUCAGCAGCACAGUAUUACUGUCCCAUUUCUGUGUUAUGUUUCUAAAAAAAGUUAGAUGAACUGUUAGCAUUACAAAUGAAUAUGAAGUGAUGGUGACUGAAAAUUGUGCUGGUGUACUUUAGUUUUGAGUGCAGAUUGAGUCUUUUGCUUGCCAACUGGCAAGACUCAGAUUUCUUUAAAAAAUAAAUGAUGAUUAUUUCUGUAGCAUUAUAAGUGUAUAUGUCAGCUAUGCAAGAUUUUUCAGAAUUCUGUCAGCUAUUUUUGUAAUAGCUUUGAUGUAAAUAUGCUGUGAUUUUUCCCUCCCCAUCCUUUUAAAAAUAUGUAUAUUCCUACAAAAUUCAUCACUAGAAAAAGUUACCAUUAACAUUAUCAUCAUUCGUAAAAGAGAAUCGUUGUUUCUGACUGCUUGAGAAGAUAGUGUAUGCAGUUUAGAAGAUGUUAGCAGUCUCACAUAAGUUUUUGUUUCUUUCCAAACUGCUCUAAAUCUACAUCAGAUUAUAAGUUGGUGAGCUUUUCAAUUGCAAUGUCUACCAAAAAUUGUACAGUUCAGGUUGACGUGGUAGCUUACAGUAGUAAAGGUAGAAUGCAACUUCUAAUUUGUAGACACAUGCUUUCUGGAUUAUCUAGGAGCGGUGAUUUAUAAAAUGUUAAGUUUAUCUGACCCUUUGUUAUCCCCAAUAUGUAUGUCUCACAUUAGCAUUUUGGAUCGACUCAUUUAAGUGGUCAGUAACAAUGUUCUCUUCUAGCUUUUUUACACAAAAAACAGCAUGAUGUUUUCAUGAUGCAUAUUGUGAAGAACCCUUGGUGUUGCUUUGGAAUAGUAACUUUUUUGUUAGACUAUGAACAGCUUUUGAGGUAUCAUUUCGGGUCAUUGGGAGCAUUCAUACCUGCAUAAAAGACUACUUUAAGCAGUUUUGCAUAGAUUUAUUUUGCUGGUAUACUGUAAAUUGAAUGUCAUAUGCAACCCUUACCAAAGUUCAUCAACUACAAGCCAUUACGGUUUUUAGUUUUGUCCCUCAGCCCCCCCUUUUUUUUUUCUUUUGAUGUGGCAUAGGGAGACUAUGAAGUCUGUUCUACAACUGAACAUAAUUCGUUUACACAUCCGUUUGCAUCUACCCUUUCUGAAAGACUGUGGAACUGUACUUCAUUAAGCCAACAAUUAAUGCGCACUAAUUUAAUCAUAAAUUAUUUUGUUUUGCUGUUGUUCAAGUCAAAAGUUUUUUCUCGAGUGCAUGGUGAAUAUUUAAGAAAAGGACCUAUGUAAGUUAUAUAUGUAGACUUGAAGCUACAAUUUUACCUAGUAUUUUUGUGGAGGGAAGGGGGGAUGUUAAGUGAAUGAUUUUUAGCACAUUUUUGUAUAUCCAAGGUCAGCACACUGUAUGUUGUCUUGAUGUUCUAACUUCCAAAAUUGUAAAGACUGACCUACAUUCAACUUACAUUCCCUUUGGUGCUUGUUGAUGUUUAUAUCAUGCAUAUUAACAUAUUGCUUUGUGUACAUUUUACUUUAGAUCAAAGAUUAUCUGGUUCUUGUUAAUGAGUGCUUUUUUUUUUCUUUGCCCAGCACAACAAAAAAGGAUUAAUGCUGGUCACCUUCUUCUUUAACCCUUUAUCUUUUAAACAGUAGAUUUACUGAUAUAGUAUUUUGGUAAAGAAUAAAUGAAAAUUCGACUAUAACCAUCAAUAUUGCAAAACUAACAGUUUGUUAGGAAACACAGCAGUGAGAAAAAGUCCUGUACUGAUGACUUAUUUACCAGACUGCUUGUUUAUACUGACAUUUCUCACCUUUAGAGUUAGUAUUAUAAAAAAUGUUUACCGUUUCUACAGUUUUUGCAUUUUCCUUUUUAUUCUUUUUAAGCAGGCAUACCUAUAAUAUACAACCUUACUUGUAAGUGUGAAACUUACAGCCAUUCCAAACUUUAAACUCUUUUUAACUGAGUGUUGAAAGCCAAGGUAAAUAUGCAGGUGGUUAUACUAAAUUCUUAUACUUUCUUUCCAUUGCCAUGAAAAGUGGGAUUUAUCAAAUCACUAGUACUAAAACACUACAUCAUCAUGUACAAUAGAGGUCAACACGAACAUCUUUUACAUUGUAAAUGCUUCAGUCAGUGGGAUUUCUUAAGUAAGCAUAUCUGUGUACAAAUGAAUGCACUUUUGACCUUUUUCUGUAUCGGAUUUUGUAAGCAUGGAUCUCAAGAAUACAUUAUUUGCACAGAUGUCUACUAUAGGGGGAGUGGAAAGCUAAGUGGUUAGAGCACUGGUAUCCAAACUGAGAGGCACAUCGGUUCAGUACCCCAUACAGCUCAGCUCCCUUCCCCCAGUCGACCCAGCUGGUGAGAAUGGGUACCUGAAGGUUGGGGAAGGCAAAAGCAGUAAGAGAGAGGAGAUAGACACUGCCCUCAUGCAAAGCUGGCCCUGAGAAAAAUGAAGUCUCUAACAUCUUUACUCCCUAACAAACUGACAAAAGGUCAUGGGAUGAUCUUUGCCUGACCUAUACUUGCAUAAUGACAACAGCACAUAGCAUGAAAUGCAAAUCAUUUAUAAGCAGACAGCACUGACAAGCAAGGUUACAUAUAGUUUUUAACCAGAGUUCUUAAAGCUUACUCAAUAACCAGUUUUAAUGUAUCAUGUUGAUGCUGAAAUAUGGAACUGUUUCUCUUAUGUAGUAUGUUUAUAAGAUGCUUGACAACAAUAGUUAAAUUUCUUUGAAUACAAAUUUGGAACAAAACAAUGCUAUCGCUUCAUUUUAAUAGAAACUAUGAAUGUUUUAUCAAACGUGCUUUUGAUUUCAAGGGAUCUUAUCAUGGAUUAUAUUUGUCUUUGUGCACAUUUGAUAUCAUCUUUGAUAAGAAAUUUUAGUGUUGAAACAUUUUUUAAUAUGUUUUUAUAAUGCAUUAAUAAUCAGUUGAGACAUUGUUGUGAUUAAUAAACACGAAUCAUUUCUUUGAGGUUGCACAUUUUGUAAAAGAUAUGCUGAUACUACUCCAUGUAAAAUGCUGCCUUUUGCUUGAAGCCUUUUGAGGACAAAAUGUACUGCAAUGUGAUGAUUUUCAAACAAAAAGUACUGUCAUUUUAAAGUGUUGGUUUUUCAAAUAUAGUUUUUCAUCACCCAAACAAUUAUCCAGUCACAGUCUGUUAAACAGACUACUGUUGAAAGGAAUUGUGGGGAGACAUAAAGGGGCAGCACUUUUAUGAUCUUAAAAAUUAUUUGUGUGAAUGAGUAAACAGGCAUUUGAAAUGAGUGUUGCCUUUGCUUGGAUAUAAAUGUUUAGUUUUUUUUUCAACAGGCCUGUUGCAUCAGCUUUUUUUUUUUUUUUUUUUAAGAUCUGUUACAUAUUAAAUGAUACAAAAGUUUGUAGUGUCAUAUGUAUGUUAAUGUCAUGUAGUGAUUUGUGAUUUACACCCUUGUCAUUGUCAUCUAAACUGUUUAUUUAUGUAGACCUUGUAGCUUUAUACCAAUCUCAGCCUCAGUUGUUUGUAAACAAUGAUGUACCUGUAAAUGUAAAUUAGUGAAAAUAAAGGGGAUACUCACUUGA
Molecule: messenger RNA, 9575 nt
Organism: Pomacea canaliculata
Lineage: Eukaryota; Metazoa; Mollusca; Gastropoda; Architaenioglossa; Ampullariidae
Exons: 5
Coding region: 740-3442 (900 amino acids)
Biological process (GO): intracellular signal transduction; phosphatidylinositol phosphate biosynthetic process
Cellular component (GO): phosphatidylinositol 3-kinase complex
Molecular function (GO): 1-phosphatidylinositol-3-kinase regulator activity
Source: RefSeq, a predicted model, not a curated record